AGCACAGUGUGUCUCUCCCCACAGGCACCUCCCGCCUCACGCCUUGCUUCCUCCCGUCUCCCAGAGUCUACACACCUGCACUCUUGAGGCUGCUGGCGAGAGGAACUGCCGUCCCAAGCCCUCCACCAUGGCCGCCGCUCCGAAAGUUUGCGUCCGUCGCAUUAAGCUUAUCUGUCUCAUGGAGAACGCAGGCAAGGACGUCUUGACCUUCGUGUUGAAGCGCGGCGCGCUGAACGCCCCCGCCACGCCGCCGGGCCAGUCCCUCACUGACUACCUUGACAACCUCCCUCAAGGCUCGACAGCCAACUAUGGAAGGAUGAGUAAAAAACAAAAGAAAGCAGCAGUGAACCACACCGACCGCCGCCAAGCACAACGCUUCCCUUUAUGGGACAACUUUGAUUUGACUUUAUUGUACAAAGCAAUAAAGCUGACGUGCGAAGGCCUGGCGAGAGAUGGCGAUCCCGAAUGGGGGAACCAGAACACCCUGGAGGGAUUGGUAACGAAAAUCAAGGAUGAGCGGAAUGAACUCUUUCAUGAAGUGAAAUCUUUCAGCGAGGCAGAGUACCAGCACAAAGUCAGCGAGUUAGAACACCUCUUUAUCCGAGUCCUCGCCGCAGCCAAGACCAAAUACUGCAUUCCUGACGCAGAGGUGACACCCGUGCAGGACAACGCCCGGCAGGUCACUGAUACCUUCAGAAAAACAGGAAUGGAGAAAGAAAUUUUAAAAGAUUAUUUCAGUAUCAUGCACCAAGAAUUUCUGAGAGACAGUCAGACCCACCUCAAAACAUCCUAUGAUCGAGUGCAAACCUUUGAUCCUCUGUCCUUCCUUACCAACUCCCCAAAACACCACCAUCACAUCCAGGACAUUUUCUGCAAGAUGUCCCUCGUGGAAGGAAGAGGACACCUCCAACAGAGGCGAGACAUCGACACUUGCGACGUGCUGACGGUGACGCGCCGCGCGGGACAGAAUCCACAGCCGUCCACAUCCUCAUCGGCCACGCCGCCCACGCACGGCGCCAAGCCACAGCUCAUCCUGAUCAGGGGCGUGGCAGGAAGCGGCAAAACGACCCUGCUCACCUUCCUUGUCUCAGAGUGGCUUCAGGAGCCCGGCGCCUGCACCAUCAAACACCUGGACGAGUACGACAUCGUGGUGCGUGUCUUGUGCCGCGAUAAUGAAGGCCCAUCUCUCCAGAACUUCCUCAAAGUGAUCCUCCCAAACCAUUUUGCUGUGAUGGACGAACACCUCAUCCCCCUCCUACAACAAAGCAAAGUUCUCUUCCUGAUUGACGGCCUGGACGAACUGUCGCCAGGCACUCCAUCACACAGCCUUGUGAAGGACAUCCUCUACAUAUCGAAAUACUCGCCAGGCUUCACACUCGUCUGCACAUCGCGUCCCGAAACAGUGCAAGACUUCCUGGCCAAAUUACCUGAUGGUUAUGAGGUGUGGGACAUGGAGAUGAAAAGUGUUAGCCAUGAACAAAGAAUUCAUUUUGUCAUGAAGCAUUACAACAGCUUCCCAGACAAGGGGGACAAAGACCCUGAGAGGCUUGAGUACCUCAUGAAACACAUUGGCUGGAAGGAUUACCUCGGCCUGCCAUUAAAUCUAUUGUUCGUGGCAACACUUUUCUACAUCGAUCAAGACAAGAUCAAGAUCACCACCACCCAGACCAGCCUGUACGUCACCAUUCGAGACUGGUGCAUAGAAAAACUGCAGGGCAGACUCACAGAUGAUCCACGAGACACAAAGACCCGCGAGGUCCACAUCUACAAGGUAUUGGAAGACCUAUAUGACGUGUCUAUGCAGGCUAUUCUAGAAGCCCGACUCAAUCUGUCAAAACAGGAAGAGCAGAAGCUAAUUUGUUCCUGUCAUGAGAAAGGAUUACCCAGCAAGGAAGUCAUCCCAGCGUUUUUCAAUCUUCAAGAAACCAGUGACAGGCUGGGGCAUCAUCAGACGUACGCAGCCCCACACAAGAGCCUACAGGAAUUCUACGGUGCAUCAGCAAUCGUCCACAAGCUGGUGGAGGGCUCACACUCAGAAAACAUACGACGCAUGCUUCACGACCCGCCGCGCCAACAGCUCCGGAACUUGAGGAACCUGCUCCAGUACGUGGCAUGUCUCUUCUGCCACCCACAAACACCACGUCGAGUUUCAGACAUACGACGCAUGCUUCACUUCCCGCCGCCAGAACAGCUCCGGAACUUGAGGAACCUGCUGCUGCACGUGGCAGGUCUCCUCUGCCACCCUAACACACCACUUUGUGCUGCAGCCAUACAAGAGGUGGUGGACCUGCUGGCGGAGACUGGUGUGGAAGACUGUGAUGAUUGGCUGUCCAUGCUGGAGGACACUGAAGUGAACAGGACUGCCUUGGAUUGUGUUGUCAGACACAUUACAAGUGAUGAGAGUGAGAGGGUAACAAUAACAGACAGCACCAUCACCAGUGCCAGGGCCCUCCUCCCCCUCAUCCCCUCCAAGGAGGUAUGGAUAAAGCUAAGCAGGAAGGAAUCAGACGUGCAGGGGCUCAUCUUUGAACACCACAAAUACACUGAGCUGCACCUGGACCACCAAUACAAGCAUCCAGACCAAGCCACUCUCUGUGACUCCUUGCUGCGUGCCAUGCCCAGGAGUCACCUUCAGUUGUUCUCGGGUCACCUAAGUGGUGCCGGCACACAGCUGCUGCAGGAGUGCCGGGGGCCUGGAGGUGCUCAGCCUGGCCGUGUGUGACCAAGACGCCCAAGAGGUUCUGGCCGCCAUCAGCGCCGU
Scylla paramamosain (green mud crab) is the source of this 2761-nucleotide messenger RNA. RefSeq lists its product as uncharacterized. The record is from RefSeq and is a predicted model, not a curated record. Lineage: Eukaryota; Metazoa; Arthropoda; Malacostraca; Decapoda; Portunidae. The transcript has 4 exons. Bases 128 to 2722 code for a protein of 864 amino acids.